GCUGGAACAGCCUUGUCACGCGGGGUUAGUAAAAGUUGGGAUAGGAGCUCCAGAGAGAGCGGAAAAGACAGGCGGAGAGAGACGGAGACAGAGACCAAAGUGGGACAACUAAACGGACAAUUCAUCGGCUUCACACUGGACAUUAAACUCCGGCAGCGAAAGCGCUUCUGUGCUGUUUACACGUCCGGCUGACAGAGAGGCUCGGCGAGAGACGGAGGGACGCAGGGGGGGGAGGAGGAGGAGAGGCGGCAGGCGACUUUCUCUCAAGUUGAAGCCACGAUUUCGCCCGUCAAACUGCCGCAGGACGAGGGGCGAACGACUCGGGUGCUUCGGACACCGUCAAACCGCGUGUUUGACCGCGCGUUCGGGUCCGAAUAGAUAAAAGUUUGAAGUCCGACGUCGCUGCAGUCGGUAAAUGCUGUGACAUUACCGGAGAGCGUAAGUUGCCCCAGCGGUCGACGGUCGAGUCGGCGGGUUUUAGACCCGAGCUGUCAAACCCGAUGACGACCGCCAACUGCCCCGGGAACGAGGAGCUGGACUUCCGACUGAUCUUCGGAGAGGACGGACAGCAGCAGCCGUUAGGCCCCGCAGGUCAGUGGCUUUCCCCGCGCGCCGCAGAUUUGGAGCCUGAUGACAACACGUCGUUUUACAUCUUAAAUGUGGGCCAGCCCCAGUCUAUGGUCACCAACCACCAGUCUAUCGGCCUGCCUCGUCAUGGCAUGCAGUCCCACUCCCAGAUCAUCAACACCUCCCAGCGCCAUCACUCCCACAAACCAGGCUCCGAGCUUCCCAGCUACGGGGCCCAUGACCCCAAGUACGGCGGCUCCCCUCUGCUGCCCUCUGCUCCCUUGGAAGCGCCAAAGGCCUUUGAGUGCCCAAGUAUCCAGAUCACCUCCAUCUCCCCCAGCUGCCAGCAGGAGAUGGGCGGCAACGACGACGAUCUGAGACCCAAUGGUCCCGACGGGGACUACCACUGCGAUAGGCCCCUGUCCAGAGAUCACCUUUACUUGCCCCUGGACCACUCGUACCGGGACUCUUCGCUCAGCCCAAGUCCGUGCAGCAGCCUCUCGUCCAGGAGCUGGUUCUCUGACGCCUCCUCCUGCGAGUCGUUCUCACACGUCUACGACGACGUGGACUCGGAGCUCAACGAAGCCGCGGCCCGCUUCACCCUGGGCUCCCCUCUCACCUCCCCCGGCUGUGUCUCCCCGCAAACCGGCGGCGGGGUUCUGGAGGAGCAGCCCCACUGGCAGCACCAGCACCCCGCCUUUGUGCACUCCAUUAGCCUGUCGCCUCGCCAGUCCCCCUGUCACUCGCCGCGCACCAGCGUCACUGACGAAAACUGGCUGAGCCCGCGGCCCCCUUCCAGGCCGUCCUCGCGUCCCACCUCACCCUGCGGCAAGAGGCGGCACUCCAGCGCCGACAUCUGCUUCCCCGGCUCGUUGUCGCCUCACCACUCGCCCACGGCCACGCCGGGACCUUCACCGCGGGGCAGCGUGACAGAGGACACCUGGGCGGGCAGUCCUUCGGUGUCACCCUUCCAGUGUUGCCCAUCCGAGGCGGACAUCCCGUCCAAGACAAGGAAGACCUCACAAGACAGAACGUCCAUGCAGACUGGGAAAGGGGAGCUGGGGCCACACGACCAAGGAAAUAUGUCUCCUAAUCUGGACUCUCCUUCAGACGACGGCUUGCACAGCCUGAAAAAAGAUGGGCCCGGGGAACAGUUUCUUUCAGUGCCCUCUCACUUUUCGUGGAAUAAACCCAAACCUGGUCAUACACCAAUAUUCAGGACAUCUUCACUGCCUCCACUGGAUUGGCCUCUUCCAAGCCAGUUUGGCCAGUACGACCUGAAGAUAGAGGUACAACCCAAAGCCCACCACCGAGCGCACUACGAGACCGAGGGCAGCCGAGGAGCUGUCAAAGCGUCGUCGGGAGGACACCCCAUCGUCAAGCUCGAUGGCUACAGUGAGAAGCCCAUCAACCUGCAGAUGUUCAUCGGAACAGCAGACGACCGCUACUUGAGGCCUCACGCCUUCUACCAGGUGCACCGGAUUACCGGGAAAACCGUCGCCACAGCCAGCCAAGAAAUCGUUGUCUCCAGCACUAAAGUUCUCGAAAUUCCUCUCCUGCCUGAAAACAACAUGUCCGCCGGUAUCGACUGUGCUGGCAUCCUUAAGCUGCGAAACUCAGACAUCGAGCUGCGCAAAGGGGAGACGGAUAUUGGGAGGAAGAACACGCGGGUCCGCGUGGUGUUCAGAGUGCACAUCCCCCAACCCAACGGGAAGGUGCUGUCGCUGCAGGCGGCCUCUAUUCCUGUGGAGUGCUCCCAGCGCUCGGCUCAGGAGCUGCCCCAGGUUGACAAAACCAGCCUGACCAGCUGUCUGGUCAGCGGGGGGGAAGAGAUGGUCAUCACCGGCUCCAACUUCUUCCCAGAGUCCAAGGUGAUCUUCCUGGAGAAAGGCCCUGAUGGACGACCACAAUGGGAAGUUGAAGCAAAAAUAAUGCAUGCGAAAACUCAAGGAUCGUGCAUCGUGGUGGAGGUCCCUCCCUACCACAGUAAGUCCGUGGGCUCGGCGGUGCAGGUGCAGUUCUAUGUCUGCAAUGGCAAGCGGAAAAGGAGCCAAUCCCAACGCUUCACUUACCUUUCAGUCAUGGUGAAGCAGGAACAUAGAGAAGAGCUGGACCUUUCUGCAGUGCCCCCUAUGUCCAUGCCCCUGGCACACGCUGCCAGCCUGGUGCGUCCCCAGCUGCCUUCUCCCGAGCAGUGCCACCCAUCGGACAACCUUCUGUCCAGCUCCCCUCGCGGCCUGGCCACCGCCACCGGACCUGGCCUGCUACCCUUGCAGGCCCCCUGCUCCUCCCUGGGCUCUCCAUCUUUCCAGCACCUGCCUCACCUCCAGGGUCACAGCUUGCACCACCCCCCUGCAGACUGCCACAUGACGUUCCACCCGAGCCCGGCCCCUGAUCCUCUCCCUGCUCCUCCCCGGCCCUCCUACCCGUCUAUGCAGCACAGUCACAGCCACGGCCUCCCCUUCAACGGCCAGGGCAGCUUUCCUCCUCAGGGCUACGAGAGGAUGCCCUUUCAGCACAGCCCCAGUGCAGUGUCACACCCAAUAAGCAUGGGAAUGGUGUACCCGUCCCCCCCUUGCUCCUCACCAUCCGCUCCGUCCUCUUCAACCACCAACCCCGUUGCCGGGUCCCCCCAGAGCCAGCAGCCCCUGCUCGCCCCCUCAUCUCCGCUCCUGCACUCAUCCUAUCACUAUCACUGCUCCCCAAGUCCCACCCGGGUGCCGUCCCCCGGGGGCCACCCCCUCGUGGGGCAGCACCCCUCCCAGCUGCAGAGAGCUAUGGGCUACCACCCUGUAAGUCAAAGGUCUGCCUCGUGCCCCACGCCGUCCAGUGCCCCUGCUCCAAGGAUGAUCCCCUCCCCCCACUCCGGGCCGUCCUCCCCUCAGCUCCACUCGCUACCCUACCAGUCUUCCACCUCGUCCUCCCCCACCUCAGGUGGCAGUCCCCUGGGGCCCAUGCAACAGCAGCGUUCAGGACAGCCCUCGCCCCAGGCCAGCCUGUCCCCGGUGGCAGCAGGGCCUCUGGUUCACCCUCCGAGCCCUCUCGGGCCGUUCUCACCGGACGGAGAGAGGCCGAACAUCAAACAGGAGCCCGAGGAGAGGGAGCCCACCUUCCGCUCCAUCGGCCUACAGGACAUCACGCUGGACGAUGUGAAUGAAAUCAUCGGCAGAGACAUGUCCCAGUCCCCCGGCACGCAUGGUCCUCCACCAGCACACAGCCAGUCAUAGCCCAGCUCUCGCUCCGGUCCGGAAGCAGCAUUUAGGAUCCAGAACCACCUCCUCACGCUCCGGUCCAGUUUGUGAUGGGACAAAAGGCAAAGACAGAAUACGGUUGCAGAAUCUGUUAAAGCCUCAUGGACGUCCUACACCAGCUGCCCGGCAAGGAGACAAUCCCAUUUGUCUCCUCUGAGUUUGUUUUAAACGAUUUCUCUCAUUUAGAGUUAUAGAAAAAAGGCACGCAGAUUAAAUAGGAAGGUGUGCAGGAGAAUGAUGUUGAAAUGUUUGGAGAAUACGAAGUGACCCGUCCCUUGUCAUCAGGCUUGUGCCUGCCCUGUCUUCCUGACCAAUCGGCUCUCCGUGACAAUGGAGCCCUCGCUUUUCAAAUGGCUCCCUCUGUGGUGGAGGCAAUGCAACGGGGUCCAUGUCGUCCCUGUCUCUGAAUGAAGACGUCGUAAGAGACGUAGGAAUGAGAAAAAAGGCGGGAGCGCACAGUAAGCCAGAGCUUACUGAACAUCAGGACACUAAAACUCUACAAAACAUCAACAAAACGGUGGUCAGGCAAAUAGAAAUUGGAUCACUUGGUGAUAGAAAAUGAGUAAUUUGUACAAUUGUAGCAUCACAUUAAGAUCAAAAAACAUUGAAUGAUCAGAGUUUCUCAAAAACCUUUUGGAACACAUUUGAAUUGGAACAUGUGGCUCAUUGAUGACGGCAUUGCCCACUCGUUGAUCCUCUCGCUUUUUAGAUGAUUAAAUCAUUCGGGUCCGGAGUGCAACGACCCGGCAGGGAGGGCGCGUGCUCCUGGUCGCCGCGCUGGUCUGGGAUCUGCAACUUGCAACAUUCCACAACUUAUAGUAACCUUGCAGCUGUGUAGAUAUUAGCACACAAAUCCACUCCUGUAUCUAUUUUCUUUCUUCUGUCUAUUUUGUCUCAUCAGUUGUCUCCUCCUUCUCCUGUAUCUCUGCAUCUUCAAGUUGAACAAAUGCCUUAUUAACACUUAGCAGCUUUUUGUAGCUAAAACUUUUCUCUGUUGUUUUUUGCACAGCUGGCUUUGAGUGUGAUGAGAUUUUAUGAAUCUUUAUGAGGGAUAGGUGGGUUUCAGGACUGAGACAGCCCUCUAAUUUGUAUUCAAAGAUAUUUGAAGAUGCCUGUUAAUGCUGAGUUACAAAGAAGUGUUUUUAAUAAUCCACGUCCCUGCCUCUGAAAUGUAUUUUCAUGCAAUAACUCCCUAAUCCUCCCAGGGGCCCUAGUGUGCCUUUCGAAUUCCUGACAGCCGCCAUAGCAGCGUGGUAUUCAGUUAAUGGAAAAAGAAAGUUUUAAAGUAUUUUAUAUCCAAAAGAUGUUGAUAUAGAGCAGAUAUGUAUUGUUCCCCCUGCUUUCAUCAACAAGAUUCUUAAAAAAAAAAAAAAAAAAAAAAAGCUGGAUGCAUUUUCCUGUUUUCAACAAUCAAUGUUUGCGGUCCACAAUCAAAGACUACUCCUUCACUGUGUCGAGUGGUGACUAUUCCCAGUGAUGUAUCCCUCCAGUGAUGUAUCCAGAUGUGCUGCGCCUGUACGGCAGCAACAACUCCGUCCCGAGGAAGGAGGCCGGUUUCAGACGUGGAUGCGAGCGGACAGAUUUCCGUUGGCUUUUUUUCAUUUUUUUUGCCUUCAGCUGAAGACUAUGAUGCUCCUGCGUGUCAGAGCCGACUUUGAAGUCAGUUUCCAGGUGAAAAUGAUUCUGCUAUGCAUUAUAAUUCUGCCGAAUGCCUUUUAAAAAUGAGGAGAAAAAAAAAGACAAAAAAAACAACCCUUGAUGCCUAUAGAAGUAGAAUGUAGACUUGUAGCUUCUUGAUUAGUUCUGUUUGCAUCCCAGAGUUUUCCCAUCAGCCAAUCUGCCUUGUUGAGGGCGCAGUGCGAGCAUCUUAAUAGGCUAUGGUGUGUGUUCGAGUGUGUGUGUGUGUGUGUGUGUGUAUGGUUAGUGUUUGUACCAAAUAUGCUGUACAGAAGACAGGGAGUCCUGUUUUCAACAACAGAAGCACACACACACACGUUGAGGCUAUGCAAACGAUAACCGCAGCAAAUGUGAGAUGACGUUUGAAAAUAAAAGAGGAGAUUAUAAACUGUAUGAACUUCACGUGGCGGGAAUGAAAAAAACAACAUUCGGAAGUGAGUAUCAUGUCACUAUGUAAACUAUUAGGAUGCCUUAACUCUUGUUUGAAAACCAGUUUGUCAGUGUGUCCAUAUGCUGUUCUGGGUUGAUUUUCUUUUUUUCAUUGACUAAAGACAUGAGUCGGUAACUAUUAUUCUUAUUGUCCCAUUUGUAUUGGGGGGGCACAAAGUUGAAAUUACAUUUUUUCAUAUAAAGCUGGUGCUGCAGCUUUAAAGACCACAGUCAACAAAAAACUAAAACAAAACCAGCAUUGACAGUAAACUGGCUGCCGUCCUCGGCAGUCACAACCAAAGAGCGAACCGCAUGUUCCCAUCUUACAUUAUGGUAAAGCAAACAGAGACUGUACAACUCUAUUUUUGAUACAUUGAAAUAGAUGUCAUUCCUAAAAGGUUGGGAAAACGUAUGAGUGUUGAGAAAUAUACGUAUAUAUAUAUAUAUAUUAUAUAUAUAUAUAUAUAUAUAUAUAUAUAUAUAUAUACGUAUAUAUAUGUGUUUGUGUAUAUAUAAAUAUACACACAUAUAUAAAUAUAUGUUUUGUAAAAUAAAAGGGAAAUACAGGUUUAGCUGAUGUUUACCGAGCCUUGUAUUGUCAUUUCUUGUAUAUUUUGUAUGUUAAAAUUUUUGUAAUUUUUAAGACUGCAGUGCUUUUUGAAAUUAUUCAAAGGGAAUACCUUGCAUCAUAUUGUAGGCUCUAAAGUAGUGUAUAUCAAUAAAACAGGAAACUCA
This is a messenger RNA of Gasterosteus aculeatus aculeatus (three-spined stickleback), 6659 nucleotides long. RefSeq names its product nuclear factor of activated T cells 3a (gene nfatc3a). Gene Ontology annotation, molecular function: transcription factor binding; RNA polymerase II cis-regulatory region sequence-specific DNA binding; DNA-binding transcription factor activity, RNA polymerase II-specific. Gene Ontology annotation, cellular component: transcription regulator complex. NCBI's taxonomy places the organism in Eukaryota, Metazoa, Chordata, Actinopteri, Perciformes, Gasterosteidae. The record is from RefSeq and is a predicted model, not a curated record. Gene Ontology annotation, biological process: regulation of transcription by RNA polymerase II; cytokine production; calcineurin-NFAT signaling cascade.